AAGAAGACGAGGCGCAUGCGCAGCACGCAGCCAGUCUUUAAUCAGAGAUGAUGGAGGCGAAUGUUUUGAAGGAGCCCAGAGACUAACGAUCCCCGUUUUCUGCCGUAACGACCUUCAGAUUAUUACAUUUUCAUGAUAAAUAAAACCGCCGCCGAUGCCGACAGAAAUAGUUUGGGAUCAAUUUGACUUUCCGGGACAUUAAACGACCGAAAAGCAGCGAACUGGAGGCCUAGCUGAACUAGCUAGCUCCGUGUUGUCGUUCUCCGGGUUGACGCCGCGCCGUUCGUUCGCUUUCAAAACCGUCUCCGCGGGAAUCUCAUCGUCUUCGAGGCCGCAGGAAACGCGUCAAUCUUCGGUUAGGGUCGAGCUGCCGAGCAGCGACGGCGCUUCGCAUCGACGGCCGAAGUGGACCUCCAUGUUCGCGGGGUUCGUUCGUAACUCUGACCUUCUCGACCGAACAUCAUGUCUCUAGUCGCGUACGGCAGCAGUGAUGACAGCGACCCGGAGGAGGGCGCCGCCUCCGCCGCGGGAGACGGCAGGCGGAGCCGAGGAGGGCUGUUGUCCGCCCCACACACCCGAACCGAGCCUGCGGGCGACAGCUCGUCACGUGACGGACUCCACGCCAGGCCGUCGAUAGGCGGGAUCUUCUCCAGUUUACCCAAACCGAGGAAACGGUCCGAGCCCGUCAGGAUCCCGGUUCCGCAGGUCCACAGACACGAUUCUGAUUCUGAUGAGGACGAACCAUCACGAAAGAAGAUGCAAACGCAGGGUUCUGGUGCCGGUCUGUCGUCUAUUCUCCCACAACCCAAGAACCUGACGGUGAAGGAGAUGGACAGGCCUCUGAUUCCUCACGCGCUCACCAGACGACAGGAACCCAAAGGCGCCAAGGCCGGCGCUCCCGCUCAGGGCCUGCUGGCUGCCAGCGCGUCCCCCUCGGCCAUCAAGGCUGCAGCCAAGUCUGCGGCUCUGCAGGUGGCCCGGCAGAUCGCCACAGACGACCAGGACCACGAAGAGGACAUAACCCCUCAGAAUUACUUCUCUUUAGAGGACAGCUCGGAGCCGCCGUCUGCCGUCGUUCCUGCUGAGGAGCCGGAGCCGGGAACUCCUUCCGAAGCUCUUCCUUAUGCGUUUGCCGACGAGCCGGGACAGUCUGACGCUCCUCUGGAUUUUGGAGGGAAUCAGGAAGCAGCCGGAGCUUGGGGGGGUCAAUAUCAGCCCAUGGCGUGUCCAGAGGAUUUCCCUCAGGGCUACUACAAUGAGCCGUAUUAUCAAGAGCCGAACCCGGGACAGGCAGAGGAGCCGGAACAGUCCGACAUGUUUGAUGAUGAAGGGUUCAUGCGGUUGCAGGGGAAAAGAAACCGCGGGAAGGAGGAGAUCAAGUUUCUGGAGAUCAAAGGAGACGAUCAGCUGAGCGGCAAUAAGCAGUGGAUGACCAAAGGCGUGUCGGAGGAGAAGCAGAGCCGCCAGUCCUUCAGCAAGAAACGAGGAGGCCAGCCCACAGGACAGCAGAGGCGGAAGCACCAGAUCACAUAUCUCAUUCACCAGGCUAAAGAACGAGAACUGGAACUGAAGAACAACUGGGCCGAAAACAGGAUAACGCGCCGGCAGACCCAGGCUAAAUAUGGUUUCUAAAUGCUAACGCUGGAAUUUCCAGGAAUUCCGACAUUUCCCCGAUUUCCUCUCGUAAAGGGAAUCCAAAUGUUUCCAGAUUCAAAGUAAACACAUGUUGUAAAGUUUUUUUCCUGUUCUUCCUCCCAUGUCGUACUGAACUUUGACUAUUCAGUAGUAUUUUGUCAAAUGUAUUAUAGUAGUCGUCUUCUAUUUAUCUACUGGCACAGAAAUGUACAAUAAAGAGGCAAACAUGAGGACAGAGCAGAGACCCAUCAGCCGGUCUGGAUCCUCUCAUCUGUGAAUAUUUCCUCUUCCUGUUUGAUUCUAGUUUGUUUGCUUCUAUGGUCACCAGCCUGCAGGAGGAGGUUCCUGUCACAUGUAUUCAUCCUACGGACAGCUUUUGAACCAACUCGUGACUCGGCUACUCCUUCAAUAAAAACAUGCUGUAUUGUUCUGAUUGGAGUUCUUAAACUGAAACAUCCCAUAAUAUUAAACAGAACUUUAUUUUACUGUCA
Molecule: messenger RNA, 2126 nt
Organism: Oryzias melastigma (Indian medaka)
Lineage: Eukaryota; Metazoa; Chordata; Actinopteri; Beloniformes; Adrianichthyidae
Gene: prcc
Product: proline rich mitotic checkpoint control factor
Exons: 7
Coding region: 463-1632 (389 amino acids)
Cellular component (GO): nucleus
Source: RefSeq, a predicted model, not a curated record